AUGUUAGGGGGUCAUGGCAAGCCUUGUAAAGCACACAAGCAAGGCGUUAUUACACGGGCUCUACGGAUACACAUUGCCAACAUCGACAACUUAGAGUACAUUUACAUACAUCCCAUAACCAAGCUCUUUCACCUCUACCUGUUACUCGAAACUUCCCUCGUUCUGGCUCCUCCAUCUUUCCUCCGUUUGCGGUUUCAUACGGCCAAGCCUGGCCUGAGACUCCGUACCACAUUCUCUUUUCUCCGAUAUCUCAUCCCACAUACCCGCAAUCGUAUUUGGACCAGAUUCCUAGACCUUCGACACGACGUAUUUCCGUCCUUUCGUCAGCGAGCCCAUCUUCGCGUCUAUCGGGCGAUUGCUAAUAGGCGACAGCUUAAGCACAGACACAAGCAUCACAACGACCCAUCCUAUAGUCCUACCACUGCUAGGACAUCGGGAAAUAAAAGGCAGCCUGGGCUACUCUCGUUUCUGCUCUCAAAAUCGAGGAAGGGAACUGGACCGGGACAUAGAAGGAGAGGAGCAACGACGGACCGUGCCUGUGCCCAUAUUGUUUUUGAUUACCAUAGACACAGUCGCAUUCUGGGUGCCAUUAGCCGGCAUUUGAGGAAUGUCGAGAGAGGUGACCGGAUGAUGACACCACAGUCUGGGCCUUCAGGCCCGUACCGGGAUGAUCCUUCAAGUGAAGCUGGUUCCGGAUAUGGAUAUGGAUAUGGACAAGAGGGUGGUGGUCGAGAGCGUGGAGCUCGCAGGAAGAAAAUUUACGGCUACUUGAAGGCAGCGAAUGAGCUUCGCCAGUCCUAUUCGGCACAUUGGACACAGUGGAAUCAGGAUUAUGACGACGAUAUGCGGGACGUGCCCCGUGGAUUUCCGGAUGUCGAGACGAUAAGAUAUGCAGAUGAGCAAAUGAUUGUGUUUCCUAGUUAUGGACGAAGGCAUGUGAGAAAAGUUCCGGAGGUUGAUUAUAGGGAUUUGGGUCAGGAGUCAUCGUUGUGGACGGACCCUGACGAUCUGCAGUCGACUGGGAAUAUGGAGUAUUGGAGACGGGAGUGGGAGGAAUAUGAGAUGGAUAAUGCGAUUGUGGAUGUCGAUGUGAGAGGAUGGAUAUUUGCGCCUCAUCGGGGACCAAUGAAUAGGAGGAAUCGUAUCUUGAUCUCCCUAGCUAGACGGUUGAGUGGGAUACCGGCUCCCAAUAUUUCUACUCUGGAGAGCAAGCCAACGCACACAUCCCUGACUGAGGAAGCUUUGGUCGAAAAACAGGAACAAUCGAUCAUUAAUAGGACUCAGAGGGACACGGAUCCGGAAUGGCGCGCCGGUUCUGGACGGGAUGCCGCACCUUCUAGAGCUGAAGUGGAACAAAAUUCAUAUUACAACACCAAUGAAGAAAUAGCCGCCGCAAAUGCGCAACUAAUGGAACGGCUACAACCCUUUUUGAACAACCCCAUCAACAAUGUGCCGAUUACGGUCUUCUUUUAUAAUGAAAAAAACAGCCAGUCACGGACAGUUUGUACUAAUGAUGGCGGACACUUCUCAGUUCGUGCAGCCCUUGACUUCGUCCCCACUCAUACUAGGGUGCUGGCUUCCGAAAACCUAUCCGCUACGGAGGAGGUGAGAAUCAUCGAACCAACAGGAAUUAGUUUGAUUAGCGACAUCGAUGAUACUAUAAAGCAUUCCGGAAUCACAAGCGGGGCGAAGGAGAUCUUCAGGAAUACCUUUGUACGCAAUCUUGGAGAUCUUACCGUACAUGGUGUGAAUGAGUGGUAUUCAAAAUUAGCAGAUAUGGAUGUGAGGAUACAUUAUGUUUCGAAUUCCCCAUGGCAGUUAUAUCCCUUGCUUAAGAGCUUUUUCAGUUUGGCCGGUCUUCCCCCGGGAUCGUUUCACUUGAAACAAUACUCGGGAAUGCUGCAAGGCAUAUUUGAGCCUACCACAGAGAAGAAAAGGCCAACGCUCGAAAAGAUCAUGCUUGAUUUUCCGGAGCGCCGGUUCAUCCUUGUAGGCGACAGCGGAGAGGCGGAUCUAGAAUUAUAUACCGAGUUAGUGCUCGCAAACCCGGGGAGAAUACUGGGGGUAUUCAUUCGAGACGUAACGAUACCACCGACAAGCAAAUUCUUUGAUAAAUCGUUUACUCAUGUUGAAAAUCCUCUAUCCCGAAAUCUCACCUCAGAUCCUCCUCCCCUUCCGGAACGCUCAAGUGAGCCUGAGACCCAACGCCCAAAUUUACCUCCCCGAAACUAUCUUGAACGAAAAGAACAGGCGAAGGAUGAAACUAGCUCAGCAAUGAGUGAUCUCAUUGGUCUAAGGAUUGGAGAUGAACCUGCUCCAAUAAACAAAACUGAGCUGGCCAAAACCCCUUCCAAUAAUCGACAGGCACCCCCCAUUCGACCUUCCAAACCAGCAGCUCUUCGGAGCGGAGCCGUCGAAGCGGAUGGAGAUAAGAAAGACUCGCCAUCAUCCAGUGUCCGACGAAAGCCCGUUCCGCCCCUCCCAGAAAAGCCGCGAAGUUUAUCAUCUUCACAAUCCCAAGGACACCCAGAAACUUCGUCUGCUCCUAUCUGCUCCACUGAUACAUCUCAGGCUACCAGACCAGCUCUGCCAAGUCGCUCUUCAACCAGACAAUCGCUGAACAAUCAACAAUCCGCUGAAAACGGGGAGAGCUACGCCGCUAUUGUCCAGAAUAAGAUUACAAACAUAUACAACCAGCUCCCAUCUUCACGGUCAUAUUGGGCCAACGAGAACCCUCCCGCCACGUAUCCGUCCACAGAACAGGCACCACCUUCUCGUCCAGCUAUGAAACAACCGCCGCCACCGCUCCCUCCACCCCGUCGCAGCACAAACAGCGCCUCUUCAAGCCAAUCCACGCUGCUGACCCAAACCACCCAACCCCAACCUCAAUCUCACUCCAAAGCGUCCACAGCGCAGGACCAACGCUAUGGUAACAUAUCCCUCUCCCACUCCCCAUCCCCCUCCUCCCAAUCACCCACCCCACCCCCACCUUCCCGCAAAGGGACAGACACACCUCCACGCCCACUACCGUCGUCAUACUUAUACGCCUCCCCCUCGACAUCACCCACUCCGGCCCCCACGGCCCCAACAGCAGCAACACUGCGAAAUAAGCGAGAGGAAAUCUGGAGGCGGCGAUGGGCGAGGGCGAAGGAUAUUCUGGAUCGGCAAGGGGUUGUGUUGAUGAGUUGGAGGGUGGGUGAGGAUGUUAAGGAUGUUUGUACGAAGUUGGUUGAGAGGGCGGGGAGGGAAAGGAGGAAUGGUAAGUAG
Messenger RNA from Paracoccidioides lutzii Pb01, 3267 nucleotides. RefSeq lists its product as hypothetical. Gene Ontology annotation, molecular function: phosphatidate phosphatase activity. The coding region runs from base 1 to 3267 and encodes 1088 amino acids. Gene Ontology annotation, cellular component: actin cortical patch. The record is from RefSeq and is a predicted model, not a curated record. The transcript is spliced from 2 exons.